AUGACAGAUAUAUUGCCCAGAUCAGACGAUUUGGAAGCCACUUGGAGCUUUAUCGAACCAGGGAUCGCACAGAUCUUAGGUCGGGAUGGGCUUACAACUACUACCAAUAAGCGAGUUAACAAAGUUUUAUCCCCUACCAUGUAUAUGGAAGUGUACACUGCUAUUUACAAUUACUGUGUGAACAAAUCGAAGUCUUCGGGCCAAUUUAAUGCCGAUAAGCAAGAGAACCAAUCUUCGAUCCUUGUGGGUAGUGAGAUUUAUGAAAAGUUGAAGAAAUACUUAAAGGAUCACAUUUCGGGGUUUGAGAGAAAUUCAAAUGAGAGUUUUCUACAGUUUUACGUGAGACGCUGGAAACGGUUUACAGUGGGGACCAUUUUCUUGAAUCAUGCCUUUGAUUAUAUGAAUAGAUAUUGGGUGCAGAAGGAAAGGAGUGAUGGAAAGAGACAUAUUUUCGAUGUUAAUACGCUGUGUUUGAUGACGUGGAAAAAUGUGAUGUUUGACCCAAAUAGCGACACUUUGGUUAACGAGAUUUUAGAUCAAAUUACAUUGGAGAGAGGCGGUAAUAUUAUUCAGAGAAGCAAUGUGACAGCUGCAAUCAAAUCGUUUGUUGCCUUGGGAAUUGACCCACAGGAUUUGAAGAAAUUAAACUUAAACGUUUACAUUCCAGUAUUUGAAAAACCGUUCUUGAAAAGGACAGAAGAGUACUACAAGCAAUACUCUGCGGAUUACUUGACUACCCAUUCCGUUACUGAGUAUAUCUUCAAAGCGCGUGAAGUUAUCUCUGCUGAGGAAAAGGGCAUGGUCAUUUAUUGGGACGAGCAUACUAAAAAACCACUCUCCGAGACUUUGAAUGCAGUGCUCAUAACACAACACGCAGAGGAGCUCAAAGCAGAAUUUGUCACUUUACUUGACUCACGGGAAAAUGCCAAGAUAUCUGCAGUUUACAAUCUAAUGCAAAGAGACAUUACGCUCUUACCGGAGCUAGCAAAUGCAUAUGAAGAAUAUAUCAGGAAAAGUGGUGAAAAUGAAGUAUCUCAGUUAAUCUCACUACAAAAAGCUGCAAUUACCAAUGGCUCUGAGGAGGGUUUACAACACAACAAGAAGGCCAAUUUGAUGGCAUUGCAUUCACUAUCCCCUAAGGACUACGUCAAGAAACUUCUUGAAGUUUAUCGUACAUUCAGGUCAAUGACUAACGAUUGCUUUUUGAGCGAUCCUUUAUUCACCAAAGCGCUAGACAAUGCAUGUCGGGCUUAUGUAAACAACAAUGCGUUCGCAUUACCAGCUGGAGCACCGAGAUCUGCCACGUCAAAGACCCCUGAAAUGUUGGCCAAGUAUAGUGAUCAACUAUUGAAGAAAUCUACAAAACCAGAAGUGGCGCAUGACAUGAGUGUUGAUGAUAUUAUGAUGCUCUUCAAAUUUUUGACGGAUAAAGACGCAUUUGAAUCAUACUAUAGAAGGCUGUUUGCCAAGAGAUUGAUUCACGGUACGUCGAUCAGCGAUAGUGAUGAAGAAUCAGUGAUCCAAAGGUUGCAAAGUGAAAACAGUAUGGAAUACACCGGCAAGAUUACAAAGAUGUUUCAGGACGUUAGACUAUCGAAAGUUCUUGAAGAAGAUUUUGAUCAAAUGAUAAAAGGCUUACCAAAUUACACCAAGGAAAAGUAUCCAGAUUCCCAACCUUUCAUCCUAGCCGAAACAAUGUGGCCUUUUUCGUAUCAAGAAGUAGAUUUCAAAUUACCCAAGGAAUUAGAACCUUCUCAUACCAAAUUAGAAGGAUUGUAUUCUUCGAAACACAACGGUAGAGUACUAAAGUGGCUAUGGCCACUAUGUCGUGGUGAAAUAAGAGCCGAUAUUGGAAAACCAGGUAGACCACCAUUCCUAUUCACCGUAACAUUAUUCCAGAUCUCUAUUCUAUUGCUCUACAACGAUGCCGAUGUGCUCACUUUAGAGAAGAUCCAAGAAGGAACCAACCUGUCGAUUCAGAAUAUCGCUGCUGCGAUGGUUCCAUUCUUAAAGUUUAAGCUAAUGCAACAGGUCCCGCCAGGUCUAGAAAACCUUGUAAAAGCCGAAACUCAGUUCAAGAUCUCUCGCCCCUACAAGGCACUAAAGAGCAAGAUCAAUUUCGCAGGUGGUGUCAAAAACGAUGUAUUGAACGCUUUAAACUCUUCAUCCGACUCCCAAAGAACCGGCCAAGAACUCACAGAGACCGAAAAGAUCGAAAAGGAGUUAAGUGCAGAGAGACAGAUCUUUUUAGAAGCCUGUAUUGUGCGGAUCAUGAAAGCCAACAGGAAACUACCUCAUACUACACUGGUCAACGAGUGCAUUGCACAAUCGCACCAGUGGUUUAACGCAAAAGUUUCACUGAUCAAGAAAGCCAUAGACUCAUUAAUCCAGAAGGAAUACUUGCAGAGGUGCGAUGAUGGUGAAUCAUAUAAAUAUCUAGCAUAG
This is a messenger RNA of Torulaspora delbrueckii, 2445 nucleotides long. It is a transcript of the gene CDC53, whose product is annotated as cullin CDC53. Gene Ontology annotation, cellular component: SCF ubiquitin ligase complex. The transcript has a single exon. Gene Ontology annotation, molecular function: ubiquitin protein ligase binding. Gene Ontology annotation, biological process: SCF-dependent proteasomal ubiquitin-dependent protein catabolic process; protein ubiquitination. The record is from RefSeq and is a predicted model, not a curated record. NCBI's taxonomy places the organism in Eukaryota, Fungi, Ascomycota, Saccharomycetes, Saccharomycetales, Saccharomycetaceae. The coding region runs from base 1 to 2445 and encodes 814 amino acids.